AUGACCGACAUUGUGGGUGAAGUUAAGAAAGACAUGACUAGUCAUGUUGAGGAUGUCGAGGUCGGCCAGACUGCACCUAAGAAGUCCCAUGUCAUGGAUCCCCUCAACAUGCCUACCUGGCAGAAGGGCAUUAUCCUUGUCGUCAUAUCUAUAUUUUCAACUCUUGGUCUUGCUCUCGUCUCCGGUUUCGGCGGGUUGCUCGGAUUCUACAUUCCUCGAUAUGCUGCCGCGGGCAAGGGCUACGAUGAUAUUACGCAUCUGAUGACUUAUCCGAGUCUUUUCAUGGGCAUCGGGAAUCUGAUCGGUAUGCCGAUUGCCAUUGGAGUCGGCCGACGCAUCGUCCUCCUGGUAUCGACCAUGAUUUUGGUCAUCGGCGCCGUUCUGUGUGCGUUGGAGAAGAAUUACGAAUGGCAUCUGGCAUCCAGGAUGGUCGUUGGUCUUGCUGCUGGACAGAGCGAGGCAUUGGUGCCGAUGAUCACACAGGAAAUCUUCUUCCUCCACGAACGCAGCAAAGCACUCAUGGGCCAGCAGGCGAUCCAGGUUUCUCUCACAGCGGUCUGGGUCCUUUUUGCCGGUCCAUUGCCGAAGCGAUUACGCCUCAGUGGUGAGACCAAGUAUGAUAGAUCUGCGGCUGCUUAUCAGGAAGAUACAAGCAGCCAAGAUGCGUUCGAUGAUGAGAAGCAGUCCGCAUUGCACGGCCUCUGGACGACACGUCCUCCUCUAGACUUCGAGAGCUACGAGGCACGUACUUGGAAGUCGGAGUUGCGUCUCUGGGUCGGCAGGCCAGACUGGCACAGGGUGUGGGAAGUACUGGAGCAAACAUUCCAGCUGCUGCUCUUCCCCCAAGUCCUCUGGGCUCUUCUCCUCAACGGUCUUACCAUCGGCGUCAACAUCGCCAUCGGCACCACGUACGCUACCAUCCUCUCCGGCGCCCCUUACAGCUGGCCCGACAGCAGCGCCAGCUACAUCAACUGCGGCCAGAUCGUCACCGCACUCGUUGCCCUUCCUCUUUUGGGCCAUGGAUCGGACUACCUCGUCAAGUACUUUGCCCGCCGCAACGGAGGCCUGCACGAGCCCGAGGUGCGCAUCAUCCCCUUGAUCCUCCCCAUCAUCGUCGGCGUCUUUACAUCCGCUCUGUACGGUGAGGGCGCACAGCAUCCUGACCAAUACCACUGGUUCGUGUAUGCAUGGGCCGUGGCCGCGUACUACUUUUGCUUCGUGGGGGCGAACAUCGUCGCCAUCACGUAUCUGCUGGACAGCUACCCUACACGAGCAGGCCCAUUGCUAGUCAUCAUCUGUGCUUUCCGGGGUAUUAUUUCCUUUGGAACGAGCUAUGGUACAGCCCCCUUCAUUGCCUCGCACGGAUAUGACGGCGCCUUUGGCACUUUUGCUGGCUUGACGGGUGCCUUGGGUCUGCUGGGUAUCCCGGUAUACUUCUGGGGGAAGAAGAUCCGUCAAUUCACCGGCCGGUUUGCAAGGGACGAGAGUGAUUGA
Molecule: messenger RNA, 1494 nt
Organism: Aspergillus thermomutatus
Lineage: Eukaryota; Fungi; Ascomycota; Eurotiomycetes; Eurotiales; Aspergillaceae
Exons: 7
Coding region: 1-1494 (497 amino acids)
Biological process (GO): transmembrane transport
Cellular component (GO): membrane
Molecular function (GO): transmembrane transporter activity
Source: RefSeq, a predicted model, not a curated record